CACAGCUUAAGACGUUAUGGAUGUAUAUGGACACAUAUUAAUUAAAUCUGGAUUAAACUAACGCUUGUCAGGUAUGAGUUCCAGGUGUCCAUGAUCUUCUCGGCGACAAAUGGCACAACCAACCACAAUCAAAUGGUUCAAGCCAUCUUAUGCCUAUGGUUUUCUACUCUUAACGCUAUUUGGAUUUAUGUUUUACCUUUUGGACUUGAAUCGUUACUCGCCUGGUACUUCCAUUUACACGUUCCACCAAGAGGAAAGGGCCAAUGUGUCUGGAAUUCCUCACCUUUUGCCAACAGUGUACCCAAUAUUGUUGCAACGAGAUUCUUCCGUUAUUCAGGACAGGAGGGUAAAAGAGCUUAACUGCGCUGCAAUAUUUGAUGGCGAUGACAAUGAAACUGCGCUAGCUGAGCGCCUUGCUUCUACAGAUAAUCGGACUUUUUUACAACCAGUUGAUUACAUGAACAUGACUUCAAAUUGUCCGAAGUUUAUUCUGGAUAGAGGAUACAUUACUGAUCCAUUUGACGAACUGGAAAAUGAUUUUCCGAUUGCUUUUAGUAUACUCAUGUUUGUUGCAAUAGAACAGGCCGAACGAUUACUUCGUGCAAUAUAUCGUCCACAAAACUUUUACUGUAUUCAUAUAGACGCAAAAAGUGGUAAUGACUUGUAUGACGCAAUGUCACGCGUGGCCGCCUGCUUUGACAACGUACACGUGCUUGGUGAACGCGUGGAUGUACAAUGGGGCCAAAUGUCUGUGCUUGAACCGGAACUACUUUGUAUGGAAUAUUUGUGGAACCGUAGCGCCAAAUGGAAAUAUUUUAUCAACUUGACCGGUCAGGAAUUUCCGUUAAAAACAAACUACGAAUUAGUACGUAUUCUGCAGGCUUACAACGGUUCAAAUGACAUCGAAGGGACGAUUAAAAGAGCCAACACAUAUCGAUGGGCCGAUGCAGGACCUCCACCACACGGCGUUAUUCCAACAAAGGGUUCUGUUCAUAUAAUAGCAAGUCGGGGCUAUGUGGAUUUCGUGCUUCACGACCCGAUUGCCACUGACAUACUUAACUGGACUCAAAAGACGGCGGUUCCUGACGAGACUUUCUUCUCGACGCUCAAUCAUAAUCCGUCUUUAGGAGUACCGGGAUCGUACAAAGGUAUACCGGAAACAGAAGCAAUCAAUUUCACCAGCAGUGGCCUAAAGCCGUUCGUUGCUCGUUUCAAAAACUGGGGCGACGGCAACUAUAAUUGGCCCUGCCACGGGAUGCGUGUUCGUAUGGUUUGUGUAUUUGGCGUUGGGGACCUUCCUGCAUUGUCACAGCGAAGAGAAGUCUUUGCCAACAAGUUUUAUGACACGUUUCAUCCAUACACUUUGGACUGCAUGGAAGAAUGGCAUUUCAACCAAACACGCGACCAAUACCUUGGCCUUCCUGGAUUUGAUGUUCGUUGGUACGAAGAACUUGGCUUUGUGAAAAAUAAGGUGCAGUGACACCGACACCCAAAGAUUUCAUACCUACAGGCAUACCGGAGACAGACAGAGAAAUAAAGCCUUCUCCUUGCCCGCCACAAGAACUGGAAAGCGGAUGCGCGUCGUUCUCUUCAACGGAGCCCGCGACCUCCCUCCAUUGAAGGACACUCAACAACUGUUCGUGAAAAAGUUUCAUCAGAAAUUCCAUCCCCUGGCAUACGACUGCCUCGAGGAGUUGCUGUUCAAUAGAACCUGGGAAGGCCACCUUGGACAAACCUUUAAUACUAACUUUGGCUUUGUGAAAAAUAAAGAUGGCCGCUUACAUAAUGUGUGCUUUUGUGUUAAAUUCAUAGUUGUACAGUGCAUAAGCUCGAUUGAUGAAGUUUUAAACAUUUAAAUAUUAUUAAUAACACUAUUUCAUCGUUAUGAUGUAUUUAGUUUUUUUCUUAAGACAGCAUUGAGGAUCUCUCCAUGAGUGCCUGGUAUGUAUCCAUUGAUCCUAAAGUCGUUUGACACAAAUAUAGUUACAUGAUUGCUUGCUGUGCUUGUCCCUUUAGUUUCACUUGUGUAUCAUUUCUAAUAUUCAAUCAAAAUUUGACAAUUAACAGCGGUUAUCUGUGUUAAAUCUGGUCAGGCAUCUAAAGGGUAAACAUUAGCACAUCGGCAUUCAAAUGUUGAUGUGUUAGUAUUUUUCAGUUUUAAGACAUAAAUGUUUAAAUAUUUUUCCAGCAAAGCUGCACAGUUUGUUAGAUAUUGGUUAAAAGGGUUAACGGAAGUGUAUACCUUAAACAUAACAAA
Mya arenaria is the source of this 2257-nucleotide messenger RNA. Its product is annotated as beta-1,3-galactosyl-O-glycosyl-glycoprotein beta-1,6-N-acetylglucosaminyltransferase-like. Lineage: Eukaryota; Metazoa; Mollusca; Bivalvia; Myida; Myidae. Gene Ontology annotation, molecular function: acetylglucosaminyltransferase activity. The record is from RefSeq and is a predicted model, not a curated record. Bases 110 to 1480 code for a protein of 456 amino acids. The transcript has 5 exons. Gene Ontology annotation, cellular component: membrane.